CUCACACGCGAGCUCCAGCAGCCCAGUCUGCUCAAAUCACAUUUCAUGUACGUGAAUUCCUGCAACCGCAACCCAACCUGUCCCUCAAAGUACGAUGCUCACUCUUCGUCCUCUCCCCUUCCUGACACAGGUACCCGCUCUUCAUUACAGAUAUCCCGAAUAGCGCGGUAGACCUCCCCAGCAUGCCAGGUCAAAAACGUUGGUCCGUCGAUCGUCUUGCCGGCUUCCUCGGCCCCCUCGUCCAAAAAGGUCUGCGCUCCGUCAUCCUCUUCGGUAUCCCCGAAGUCAAUCGCUCAGGAAAAGACGGUCGAGGCUCAAUCGCGGACGAUCCGCAGGGACCAGUGAUCCAAGCCAUCAAACUGCUGCGUAAGGAGUUCCCUACCUUGUACGUGGCAUGCGAUGUAUGCCUCUGCGAGUACACCGAUCAUGGGCACUGCGGCGUUCUUCACCCAGACGGGCUGAUCAACAACGAACCCUCCGUUGCGAGACUGGCGGAAGUGGCAGUCAACUACGCAAGAGCAGGAGCGCACUGCGUCGCCCCGAGUGAUAUGAUGGAUGGGAGGAUAAAGGCUAUCAAGCUCGGUUUGAUCGAGGCCGGGUUGGCGGGAAAGACGACGCUGAUGAGCUAUAGUGCCAAGUUUGCCAGCGCACUCUACGGCCCAUUUAGGGAUGCAGUGGACUCUGCCCCUUCCUUUGGAGAUCGACGUUGUUAUCAGCUUCCGCCUGGUGCUAGAGGGCUGGCACGCCGGGCUAUCACGAGGGACUUGGCUGAGGGAGCGGAUAUGAUCAUGGUCAAACCAACGAUGCCCUACCUCGACAUUCUCAGUGAGGCGAGGGAUUUGGCUGGGGACGUCCCAUUGGCUUGCUAUCAGGUUUCGGGGGAAUUUGCAAUGAUACAUGCAGGGGCGAAAGCUGGGGUGUACGAGCUGAGAAGGAUGGCAGAGGAGAGCUGUAUGAGUGCUAGAAGGGCGGGGGCGACGCUCAUUUUGAGCUACUUUACGCCAGAGUUCUUGGAAUGGUUGCCAGCAUAGCUACGCUCAGCAUAGG
Molecule: messenger RNA, 1047 nt
Organism: Jaminaea rosea
Lineage: Eukaryota; Fungi; Basidiomycota; Exobasidiomycetes; Microstromatales
Product: putative porphobilinogen synthase
Exons: 1
Coding region: 183-1031 (282 amino acids)
Biological process (GO): heme biosynthetic process
Cellular component (GO): cytosol
Molecular function (GO): porphobilinogen synthase activity; zinc ion binding
Source: RefSeq, a predicted model, not a curated record